AUGGACCAAGAGUUGUUUUUUGCGAUCAUCCGCACGGCUGCAGGAUUGGAUCUCCAGGACAAUGUUGCGGGUAUAAGAUUUCUGAAGAGACUCAGUGAAAUAUCUGACAACUACGAGAUGAUGAUUUCAUCGGAUUUUAGCGUUCGCGGAAGCGGGAAUACGAUCAAGCUAGGAGAGCGAAUGGCUCCAGUCAUCAUGCAAGACGGCGGCUUCAAGACUUUCCUCGACAUUCGAAGCCAACUACUCAAAACGGGCCUCGGCGAGCAUAUCCAGCGGCAAUUGCGCAGAUUUGUCGACUUUGUGUGUCAAGCUACUCGCGACACCUCGAUCGAAAUACCCAAGGGUAUGACCUGCGGAUUGUUCGACGCUAUAAACACGAGAGCCGCUGUCGAUGCUGUCAUGAACUCCAUUCGAUACAAAGACAGCGACUUGAAGACACGGGCUAUUCGAGCUCUCGUCGUAACCUGCGCCGUCACCUAUCCAGAGGAGGUACAGGCUCUUCGAAUUGACCUCCUAUCCUUCGGCCUCGCCAAUUCAGAGCUGAUACAGACUCUUCAACCUCUCGGCACAAUCUUCGGCACCGCCGAACCAGACAGAGGUGCGGACCCUCUGAAGACCCAGACAAAACAUGCUGACUCUCUGAACAUCCAGACGAAGAUGCUGUUUUUCUGA
Fonsecaea monophora is the source of this 672-nucleotide messenger RNA. RefSeq lists its product as hypothetical. Bases 1 to 672 code for a protein of 223 amino acids. NCBI's taxonomy places the organism in Eukaryota, Fungi, Ascomycota, Eurotiomycetes, Chaetothyriales, Herpotrichiellaceae. The record is from RefSeq and is a predicted model, not a curated record. The transcript has a single exon.